This is a messenger RNA of Melospiza georgiana, 9482 nucleotides long. It is a transcript of the gene KCNS2, whose product is annotated as potassium voltage-gated channel modifier subfamily S member 2. Bases 112 to 1545 code for a protein of 477 amino acids. Gene Ontology annotation, cellular component: membrane; voltage-gated potassium channel complex. The record is from RefSeq and is a predicted model, not a curated record. NCBI's taxonomy places the organism in Eukaryota, Metazoa, Chordata, Aves, Passeriformes, Passerellidae. The transcript has 2 exons. Gene Ontology annotation, biological process: potassium ion transmembrane transport; protein homooligomerization; regulation of delayed rectifier potassium channel activity. Gene Ontology annotation, molecular function: voltage-gated potassium channel activity; protein binding.
GCGGCGGCGAUGGCGGGCGGGGCCCGGGGGCAGCGGGGCGCGCCGGCGGGGGGCCGCGGCCGCUGAGGCAGCAGGUUUUCAUUCCCUACCCACCUUUGGAAGGAGCUCACUAUGACAGGGCAGAGUCUGAGGACUUUAUCUGAAGCGAAUUUUGAAGACAAUGAGAUCAGCAUCAACGUUGGAGGCUUCAAGAAAAAGAUGAGAUCCAACACAUUAUUAAGGUUCCCCGAGACCAGGCUGGGCAAAUUGCUGAGCUGCCAUUCAAAGGAGUCAAUACUGGAGCUUUGUGAUGACUAUGAUGACACCAAGAAUGAAUUUUAUUUUGACAGGAACCCCGAGCUCUUUCCUUACGUGCUACAUUUUUAUAACACUGGCAAGCUCCACGUGAUGGGUGAACUCUGUGUCUUUUCUUUCAGCCAAGAGAUUGAAUACUGGGGAAUCAAUGAAUUCUUUAUAGACUCCUGCUGCAGUUAUAGCUACCAUGGGAGGAAAAUGGAGCCAGACCAAGAGAAAUGGGAGGAACAAAGUGACCAGGAAAGUACGACGUCUUCUUUUGAUGAGAUUUUGGCAUUCUACAAUGAUGCCUCUAAAUUUGACAAACAGCCCUUUGGAAACAUCAGGAGGCAGCUCUGGCUUGCUUUGGAUAACCCUGGGUACUCGGUUUUAAGCCGUAUCUUCAGCGUCCUUUCCAUAGUGGUGGUGUUGGGCUCCAUUGUGACCAUGUGCCUGAACAGCCUCCCAGACUUCCAGAUUGUUGACAGCAACGGGAACACCGAGGAAGACCCUCGCUUUGAAAUCGUGGAACAUUUUGGUAUUGCAUGGUUCACUUUUGAACUGGUGGCAAGAUUUGCAGUAGCUCCUGACUUUUUAAAAUUUUUCAAGCAUGCCCUGAAUUUGAUUGACCUAAUGUCCAUCCUUCCAUUUUAUAUUACAUUAAUUGUCAACUUGGUGGUGGAAAGUAGUCCGACUUUAGCAAAUUUAGGCAGAGUUGCACAAGUCCUGAGACUCAUGAGGAUUUUCCGCAUAUUGAAGCUUGCCAGACACUCCACAGGUCUCAGGUCUCUUGGAGCCACUCUGAAGUACAGCUACAGAGAGGUGGGGCUUCUUUUACUCUACCUCUCUGUGGGCAUCUCCAUUUUCUCAGUAGUGGCUUACACUAUUGAGAAAGAAGACAAUGAGGGGUUAGCCACCAUCCCUGCUUGUUGGUGGUGGGCUACUGUUAGCAUGACCACAGUGGGCUACGGGGACGUGGUGCCAGGGAGCACUGCUGGCAAGCUGACAGCAUCUGCAUGCAUCCUAGCUGGUAUCCUAGUGGUAGUGCUUCCCAUUACACUGAUCUUUAAUAAAUUCUCUCACUUCUAUAGGCGUCAGAAGCAGUUAGAGAGUGCCAUGAGAAGCUGUGAUUUUGGUGAUGGCAUGAAAGAAGUUCCAUCUGUCAACUUAAGGGACUACUAUGCUUAUAAAGUUAAAUCCCUUAUGGCCAGCCUGACCAAUAUGAGCAGGAGUACCCCCAGUGAGCUGAGCCUGAAUGAUUCACUGCAUUAGUGUACAAGUCUGACAGCAGUUUGCAUGAGAGCUAUCAAGAGCUAUGUUUAUAAAUGUUUUCCUAUUUGUCUUUUUUUUUUCCCUAGAAGAUAGUGUUGCUGACACUGCACUUUGCACUUGAGAAACUAAAGACAUUUCUAUCACAAGUUAACAGUUUGCACAUUUUCAUCUUGUUGCAUAAGGGUACUGAGUGCUGACUUCCAUACAAAUGUUACCACUUUCAUGCCAUUACUACUAGUGGUAUAGUGAUGAUCUGUUGCUUUGUGCAUUUUCUCAUAUGAGCAGAGAAAUGAAUGUACCCAAGUGGAAUAAAAAUUCUCAGCUGUGACAUGAGUAAUGAAAAAAUCACCUAUCACCUAUACUGGUGUCUGUACUAGUAUAAGAUUUCCCAUGCAUUUUACAAUGGUUUGAAACAGCCACCUGUGAGUCACUGACACGGCAACACUUCUACCUAUAUUGCUGACCAGUGAUUCUGAUCAUCACUUGCCUGAAAACACCUCUGAGUUUGCUUAUUCUUGAGAGUGUGUGUUAAAAUCUGUGUGUUCUUGUUCUGAAAUGUUAUGUAUAAUAAUAUUUUUCAGAAUCUUCUGGGCAUAGACCUUCCUCUGUUUCCAAGAUUAGAUCAAUACUGAGCCCUCUAAAAAAGGCCACCCCUCAUUUUCAGAUAGCUACAUAUUCAAAGACUACAUUUCCACAAGUGACUCUAGGAAUGGAGGCCCAUCUAGAGCUCUAGAAUCCCAUUUCCAGAAGGGAUGUGCUCACAGCUUGGUCCCAGUGCAGCUGCAAAUGUGUUGUAUCAGUCCAUCAAAAAGGUUUUGAGAUUAGACAUAUGAAGAUGUGGCUUUUAAACAAUUUGAAGCACCAAUGAAAAACUUGGAUUUGAUUAAUGAAGUGAAAUAUUCCCACAUGAACAGUACAGGCAUCAUUUUAGGAACUGACAUUCAUAUACUGCAAAAAGACUAAUUAUAAAGAUGCCAUAUGUGAUGCUGAGAUACAAAAUCUAAUUUUAUCGGUAAAGCUUGAAAGCAGGUGUUGAUGACAGACAAUUCCAUUAAAAUUUCUGCCAAGGAAUCUCUAAGCAAAAAAACCAUUUUCACUCAGAAAGAAACUCUCAAUUUACAGCUAAGGGAGAGUCUAAGGGCCUAAGAAGGGAACAGAUAAAGAGCUUAAUACUGCACUAUCUGUGGGUAGAUCCUCCUACCUACUUCUGUGAUGUAGUCAAUUUUAAUCCUUUCAAGGGCUGGCAUGUACUUGUUUAAAAAAACAAAACAAAACACGAGAGAACAGAUCAUAUGCAAUUUCAAGAGUAAUAAUGAAUCUGCAUAGAGUUGGUUUUUGAGUGCUCAGUCUCCUCCCUUACGCAAUUGUACAGAGAUCAAACACUUGUAGUCAACAGGCAGAAGCCACUGCUGCCCUCUUUUCACAUCUGUGCUAGAAAACAAACUACUGGCACUCAGUGGGCAGAACAGCAUUUCUCUUCAGAUCCUACUGCUUUUCCAUCCCAUUCAUUACAUAUAAUGUUCCAAUUAAUUUUUUUGUUAGUUUUACUUGUGAAGAGUAGAGAGCUGCAGAAAUUAAAUUCAAUCUAGUUAGAAGAAAAAAUACUAAAGCUGAAAUUGUCUUUUUGGAAGACUGUGUUUUUAAACCAUGACAAAGAGUGGCUCAACCAACAAAAUAAAGCAAAUAUGGUAUGAAUAGGUAAUUGCCUCAUUAAGGCAAUUAGAGGUUGCAGCUUGGUCUGGAUCCUUUGAUGCUGUAUCAGCUCCACCUAAAAAACAGAAAGCUGAGCACCCAGGGUCACAUUUCUGUUUGCCCAGUGAUCUGUGACAGAAUACACAGUGUGAAAUAACUUACUCUCCCCCCCCCCCCACCAUUAAAGUUGGACACCCUCCCCUCACAUCAGUAGCUGAUUUAGGCCAUGAAGUGUGAGGGGAAAAGGUCAUUUCCAACCUUACCAAUUUCCAACAGAGCCUGCACAAGUUAUAAGUCAGUUGGCGAGCCAUUGCUUGCUGUCCCUGAGACUGAAAGUGUCAUACACGUGGUCCUGAAGGCAGACCUGGAUAACCUGAAUUUGGUGACCAAACUUGAAACAUUUUGCUAAGGUUUACACUUCUGGAUAGGGCUGGUUCAAUUCCAUUUCUGCAGACUCCCAGGCAUAAAUUCAGCAUUCCUGUCCCUGAUUCAUUCUGCACAUGUGUAAGCUAUGACACACCCACAAACAGCCACCUGACACACAGAGCAGCGUGAGGGCACCCCUGGAACUGAAACACGAAGAAAGGAACAAGGGGAGAAAGAGGUGGGCAUGGGCAGCACAUACACUCCAGUCAGGUUACAUGCUGCAAGGUUUGCAAUUCUCUCACUGAUGCAAAGGACACUGCAAACUCUGUCUGUUGGGUGGGGCUUUUGGAGAACUCCAAGAAGUGGUUUUACCUCCGUUUCAUAAACAGUAGAUUUACAGAGCUGAAAACCGGAGACUUUGAGAGCAGUUAUUUGGUGAGCCCUGUAGACUUGCCAAAGAGCCACAAAUUCCCUCAGCUGUUGCUUGUUAAACAUUGCAAAGGUUGGAUUUAACUUUGCAACACAUCAUUUCAAUAACCUAUAGCUUAUCUUAUGUUCUAGAUUUAUUAUUAUUUGUAGGACUAAUGUUCCGUCAUUUCUGCAAAUAUUGACUGGAACAUGUUCAAAUUGCAUUUCACUAAAGAAAAUGAAAUACCCAAGGAAUUCCAACUUUUAUUGUAGUGCUUGAAAGGAAUUUUCAUUAUUGCAUUUUUAUAUAAGUGCUUUUGAUCAAAGACACUAAAUAAAUAAAGUACUGAAAUUUAAGAUGUUCUUAUUAUCAUGGCAAUUACUUUACACAGUGCACAGGAAUUCCUUUCAUAAACUUAACUGACUCCAUGUUAAAAGUAGUCACAUUUUUGCCCCCACCUCCUCCUGAAGACCAUUCCAGAGCUGUGCUGCUCUCCAAGGCUUGCACAACUUUUAGCACAAUUUUAUUAAUGGCUGCUUUAUACCGGCAUUUUUUUUCUUUUGCCAACACUGUUCUUUAGCUUAAAAAUUUCAUUUUCCUCUUGGUAUAUUUAUAGACAGCAACCAUAUGGUCUUACAUACGCAUUUUCACAGGUUUAUACCUCUCAAGCUUCCUUUUAGUUUUCUUUUUGCAAGUCCUGUUCUCUUGGCCACGCUAGGGGAUGUAGCCCUUUUUUUGCAUUACUCCUGCUUAGAUUUAUUAAGUUUGAGCAUUGGACAGUACUGUACAGCAGUUUUAAUAUUUGCUUAUGACUAACAGAAUUUUUUACUGAGCAGAAUAACAAUUUAAUUAUUUCAGAAACAUUGCUGUCUUAGCUGCCCCCAAAAUAUCUAGGUAAGGAGAACAGGGCACAUCUUUCCUGCCAUUUUAUGAAGUAAUGUCUAUUCUAGGGCUCAGUGCAGUACGUGCUGCAAAAACUUAGCUCUCAUUAAAUAAAAGCUACAGGAAAAUGUUUACAUUACACUUUGAAGAAAAAAUGCAAUCUCUCCAAAGGUUCACAGGGGAGAAGAGACUUUUUGCACAGUCAGUACUUUUGCCAGAUUUGCUCACUCCCUGCUGUGUGAGAGCAGGACAUGUGCACUGCCACACACCACUGGGUCAGGACUGAAGGAUGAGAGCACUAACUGCCCACUUUCUCCAGAGCUGGUCAUGAAUCUGCUCAGUAGGGAUGUGCAGUUUUCUGAAGAACAUUGCAGGAGCCUGUGCUCCUCCUGCCUGUGACAAUCACCUUGGUGGCACCAGUGAAAACGCUGUGCCUACUCCCUUUCAUCUGAGAGCUUUGUAUCAUUUAAAUGAGAAUUGUGGUAAUAUUUCAAAUGAGGCAACUCACUUUAUUGCAAGGAAUAAACUGUUAGAGAAUCUGGAUUUCUAGUACAAAUCUAGGGUAUUAUGAGAGUCAGAGAUGCCCUUGAGAAGCAAAAUGUUACAUUAUGUUCCUGAGAUGUAAAAUCUAUAUAUAGAUUGUGAUUAAGCUUUUUAUGUAUGUUCAGAUUUUGUAUUAUUGCCUGGUUUAUUACUCAUUUGCUUUCAUCAGUUGCUAAUUCUCUCUUUCCCUGCAGACUUUCCAUUUUGAAAACAGACUGGUUUUUCCUCCCAUGUUAUAUAGAGCAUGGGCCACUUCCACUGCAAACUUAAAACCAAAAAACUUUGCAUUUAGUUUUCCAAAUUUAAUACCUCCAGUAACUGUACCUUUUUGUAUAGAACUUUACAAGACUGCAAGGAACUACAGUAUUUGGUGCUCUUUGUACUGUGUGUCUUGUCCCAGUAGUGUGUAAUGCACUAAAUAACUCAGUUUUGUGCCACAAAAAGGAAAUUAAAUGCAUAAAAAAUUAUCUUUUACCAGAGAUCUAAAACUGAUUUAAGUUUCAGGACAUUCUGAGUAAAUAUUUUAAUCAGAGAAGCCUGAGCCUCAUUGUGCAGAUAAGUUUUUUUAAACAUGCACAUCAGGCUAGAUUUCUAUUCUUAGAAAUGCUCUUAAUUGGUGGUUGUGGUGGGGAACCCACAUUUUUCAGUUGAACAAACAGUACAAGCCUCUUGUUCUCUACCUGACAGAUUAGGGACUAAACAACAUACCACCAGCAUUUGUAGGCACUAAAUCAACUUGACACGACCUUUCAUCUCUUCCAAAAUAAGCCCCAUCCCUAGAGGCCCCAGCUGUGCACAUAUAAGCAGCAGAAAGCCCCUGGAGUAACUGCUCCUGCUGUGCUGGUUAUCCAUUUCCUCCCACAAUGCUCCUGACUUUAAUCUACCUUUGAUGGUGCUUUCAAACAACAUUCAACCCAAGGCACCAGUCAUAUCCCUUGGUGAGGUGUUGUGCCAGAACUGUUCUUUUCUCAUGUUAUUCUUAUUUUCUUUUCCAAUUUAUGCACCUGGCUUCCCAUUAAGUUACAUCAGAAAUUAAUUUGAUCUCCUGUAACUAACUUUCAAGUUGCACACUAUUCAGACAGGAUAAAAGAAUGUUCCCAUCUGAUUUCUGAAGCAUUUUUUACUGAUUCUGCCUUUUUACUGAAAAAAAAUAUUUUGCUUCUCAUCUGAGAAUAAUUUACGGGGUUAAAAAUAGAGCAAUGGGUAAUACAUUAUUCAAAGCAACAGUUCUACAGAGCAAUCACUGAAGCUGCUAAGAAACAUAACUCUCAUUAAAAAUUGUGGAUCUCUUCACCCCUCAGAUAUAAAAUUACGAGUUGUCAAGUGGAGGAAGCAACCUCCAAACAGUCUAGAAAGUGUUUCCCAAGAUCACAUGACACUGCUGGCAAAGGUCUGGCUCUGGAAUUUAUUUGCCCUGCUGGAAAUGAGGAUGGAGAAUCAUCUCACAGGUGUUGGGACUCACGCUGACCUCCCACUGCAGAAAUUUGUUUGCCUGACAUCGCCUCACCCUUUACACACAACCCUAAAUCAUGUAAGUCCUCACUUGGAUAAACACAUGAAUUUGCCAUAAGAGGCAGUGGCACAAAUCCAGCAUUUCAGCUUCACAGAAGUGCAAAGAAACAUCAGCACCUCCCACUCUUACUUUUUUUCUUUAAGGGUACUAAUGGGCUCUGGCUUCUCACAAAUCCCUGUUCAGAUAUAAACAGGGCUAAGUUUUUCAGGAAUUGGACAAAGACUGCUAUAAAUCUGACAAUUCCUUCUACAGAUCUAAAGCAGCCCAAGAGCUGCCCAUUUUCAGAUGCACGGUCCAACAUCUGCUUGUUGUCACCCAAUGUGCAGAUGUUCUGUGUGGUGCAAAAGUCUGUGUAGCUUUGAGCAGACAAUUCCUCUGAUGAUGCUGUUGACUUUCAAAGAAAACUCUUCAUCUUACUUGGAAGAUGAGUGGUACUCACACAGUGGCUCAGUUUGCUUGCCAGCAGCUGCUGUGCUGCCCAUCCCAAGUCCUGUACCUCCUGCUUCACCCUCUCUGUCUGCCAUAGCCUGAUGUGGCUAUUCCUGCAGCCUCCAUGACAUAUGAGAAAAAGUGAUGUGCUGGGGCUGUAACACAGCAAAAUGGGGGUUUGGAGUUCCUGAAUUAGGAAUAUCGAUCCCACUAACUUUCAGUAGAAAUUAUCCUUUCAAAUUACUAUGCUGUUUUUGAAAUUCAUGUUCCAUCCCAUUCUAGGAAAUUUUCUGAAUACUGACACCCUACCAUAGCCCCAUUAAGGAACAUCCAUUUGAUUACCAUUAGGUAAAUUCUAAUUUAUUUCCAUUGUAUCAGUGCCUAGGCAUGUCAGACUAUGGGCUAGCACCUCCCUGUGUUAGGUUUUCCAAGUAUGGCAGAAAAUUGUGGUUUACUUUUGGGAAAAAUCUACUCUCUAUGUUAUUUCAUUCUUCUUUCCAUACCAAGGCACACCUUCCUACUGCCACAGUUGGCAUGAUAAUUUUUUAACAUUUUGAUCCCUUCCCUAUUGAAGGAAGAAGCCCUGGAUGUAUUUUUCUUUGGUGAGCUGGUUCUCAGCAUUCCCUGUGGGAGCAUGCUCUGAAGAAGACAGCUGAAAGCAGGGAAGAGGCGAUGCCACUUGCAAGCACCUUCCAGAAGAGUGGCUUAUCCCCAUCCUACUCACCUUUUGUGUCUCCCCCUCUCUUGCAGGGUCAGCAGAGAGGCAAGGCAGGCCCCACAACAGGGACAUCUCAACCAGCCAAAGUCAGGAUGCAGCUCCUUCUCCAAUCCUUCCUUCCUCAGCCUGGCAAGUGAACUACGAGGCCUGGCAGUUGAUUUUUGCAAGGGACAUCUCAGCUGCAGUAUUGAAAAUGCUUUAUAGAUAUAGGGAAAUUUUGCUUAUGCUUUUGAUGGCAAAAAUGCUUGGGCCUUCCUUAUACAUUGAUGAGGGCAGCCCCACUCCUGGCUCUCAAAUUCCCCAAAUUGGAACUGUACUGGGGCUCUCCUCAGUGUUACCAGUGCACUGCUGGAGAACACAAAGGAUUCUGCCUCAUGUGAGGCAGAGUAACACAGCACUGGCCCAUCCACCAGCACAGAAAAAAACAAAUAUGCUUCCUCACACUCAGCAGGAGCCCCAGAGCACCAAAACAAUUUAACAUGCUGGGAAAGGAACAGAGGUGACAGGUGCAUUUGAUUUCCUUGGGAAUCCCUUUAGAUUCAGAGAAAGGUCAGUCUAGACAUACCAAGAAUACAGAAGAAAAAGUCUUUGCUAGACAGCUAAUGAUACCUGAAACAAAACACCUGACAAUUUUCCAUCCUGAGAAAGCAGUAUUAUAAAGCAAAGUGCAUCUUUUCAUCUUCCCAGAGAAGAUGAGAGGAAAGCCAUAGGGAAUGAAAAGUUAGUCUGUUUCUGUUCUGGGCUUUUAAAAUAAAGCAUUAAUACAAUGCAGCCCAGAAAAGAACAAACCUGAAGGGAAAACAAAGCUGCAACUGAGCAGUGUUUCAAUUCUUUCCUUGCAAAGUGCACAGGGCAGUCAUGUCUUGCAUGGUCUCAAUUAAAGAUCUGGACCAAAAGUCAGAGCCCACCUUCCAAAUGUUUCAACUUCAAAUUUCUACACACAGCCAGGAGUGCUAGACAUAUCCUCCCCUGGGUCAGCAGCACGGCACUCCCAACACGAGGUUGGCAGCUUCACAGUAUUGGGGAGGUAAGGCCAUGCAGGUGCUGUCACUUGCUGUGAUGAGGGAACACAGCAGCUGCCCAUUCAGCCCCGAGCAGCCUCGACCCACUGAUCAGGACAGAAGCUGGGAGACAGCUCAGAAAUGCAGCACUAGCUCUUCUAAAAAAGCCUGAAUGGUUGCUCCUCGUGCUAGAGCAAAGAGCUGAACUAAACAGUUCACAUUAGUCAAACAUUGUGCAAAUAAGACUUUCUCCUACUCUAGCUGAAAGAUAGGACCAAACUGUUGAGAUUUUUGUGGAGGCAGUAACUGAAGACAAGUGCUAUGAGAUGUAUAAACUUAUGUCAGUUGAUGGACUGAAUAAAUCAGCACUAGCUACACUUAAAA